Quercus robur (English oak) is the source of this 839-nucleotide messenger RNA. RefSeq lists its product as uncharacterized. The record is from RefSeq and is a predicted model, not a curated record. NCBI's taxonomy places the organism in Eukaryota, Viridiplantae, Streptophyta, Magnoliopsida, Fagales, Fagaceae. The coding region runs from base 244 to 663 and encodes 139 amino acids. The transcript is spliced from 4 exons.
UGCAAAAAACAACCUUAAACGUUUUGGGCCGAUACUUGCAUAAUUUUUAAAAAUUUCAAAUUUGCUCAUUAAUCACAAUUACACAAGUUUCAGUGAUAGCGUUAACUACAAACACUAUCGAAAGUUUAUGCCCAAACAGAGUCUGGACACAAGUACAACGCCCAAACUGUGAAUUGAUAACAAAAAGCACUUUCUUCAGGUGACUUUGAACAUUAAUUUUGGAGGCUGGCUAAGAAGUUGCCAAUGGGAACUAAAGAGACACCAAAAAAAACUGGCCUUCCACAAAUUGUUAAGCGGGAUAUGGGAUUGAAAUUGGCUGAACAAUGGGUUAAUAAUAUGACCAAAGCUGCAGAGAAUGAACUGCCAGAAGUAGAAUCAGAGGGUCAACCUUAUAGGCUUGGAUUGGGUGCAAAGGUCUCCCGCCAAGCCAAAUUUGGACCUUCAAAUGACCCACUUGAAAAGAAACUACGUGCUAAGUUAAACACUGGAAAAAGAAAAGCUGCUAUUAUUGCCAAGGAAUAUACUCCAUCUGCUAGAGAUGGAGGUGAUAAUGAGGAUGACGAUGAUGAUGAUGAUUUAGACAGCAGAACAAGUGCAUUUGACAAGAAGCGAGCAAGAGCUCCUAUGACUGUAUGUUCACAGGCAAAUAAAAAACAUAAGUAACUAUUUUUCUGUCUGUGGAGUCCUUGAGGGUUCUGUCUCUUUUGUUAUCUGUCACAUAUACUUUUUUUUUUUUUUGGGAAUGUCACAUAUACUCUUCCUGUGGAAGAUUUGAUUCUAUUGAAUUAAUUUUAUAUAAAAUAUUCAUUAGAGGUGACGGUGUUAACUUUUGCUUUGCA